AUGACCAAACUGCAGCUCCUGAACGCCUUCCUGACGGAGCGGCUGACGGUGGUGGUGAAGGAGAUCCUGGACGUGGUGGAGGACACGGUGACCGAGUACCGGGAGGAGACCGCCAGGACCAAGCGGGAGAACGAGAGCCUCCGGAGGCAGCUGCGGGACAUCCUGCUGCUGGAGGCCGAGACAGAGUGGCUGAGGUCGACCAGGUCCAGUCUUGGUUUUGCAUCUCCUGAGCAGCAUUCCCAUGAUCCAGAACCGAGGCCACGCUCUGAGGAGCCCGACUCCACCCUGAACCAGCCCCCGCAGCCUCCGGCGAACACGUCCAAGCCGACUCAUGAGCAGGUCGUUUCUGUGCAGCUGCUGGCGGUCCACAGCGAGACGUCCCCGGUGGCGACCCUCCCGCCGGGGGACAUGAAGGCCAGCGAGUCCUGGGAGCCGACGCUGAAGUUGGAGCCUCAGAAGGAGGCGUUUGGGAAAGCUUCUUCAGGUCCUGCUCACUCCUCCCUGAAUCCUCCCGCCGCUGCCCCGGCCCCUAAAGUCCAUGUUGAAGUCCCGGCGCUCAGAGAGGCGCCCCGGGUCCCGGCGCCACCUCUGAUCAAAAGUGAACCUGAGGAGUACAAAGUGAGUGAACCUGAAGGUCACACGGACUCUGUGACGGCGCCGCGGGUCACGCAGGCGCCGCCGGCCGUCAGGAGCAGGUCAGUGGUGGUGCGCGCAGAACGACAAGAAGCUCAUCGGAACAAGAAGGCGUGCCAGGAGAAGCUCGAUGAUGCCGCGGCGGCCGGUUACAUCCCCGAGCUGGUCCACCGCUGCCCCCGAUGCGGCGAGGCAUUCGGCCAGGCCGCCAGCCUCCGCCUGCACCUGGAGCAGAAGAGGAAGACCUACGCCUGCGACUGGUGCUGCAAGUCCUUCGCGCAGUCGGCAGACCUGCGGCGCCACCUGCGCACGCACACGGGCGAGCGGCCGCACCGCUGCACCUUCUGCUCCAAGAGCUUCAGCCAGAGAGGAAACCUGCGGCGCCACCUGCGCAUCCACACAGGCGAGCGGCCGUACAGCUGCCCGUACUGCUGCCGCACCUUCAGCGAUGGCGAUACAAUGAAGAAACACAAGCGCACGCACUCCGGAGAGAAACCGUACCGCUGCGUUCAGUGCGCCAAGACCUUCACGAGCGCCAGCGGCCUGCAGAUCCACCUGAAAAGGGACAUGUGCUUCGUGGCCAAUGGCUGAUUGGUCCGUUAAGGAGAGCGCCGGAUCACACGACAGGAAGUGAGCAUCACAGGCCGGCGGUCGAAAUACAUUAAAAAAAUACAAUUCGCAUUUAGAAAUAUAGUUUCUGUUUUUACACAACAAACUGUUGCAUCUAAACAUCAACGUCAGAAUUUAAAGUUUACACCUGAAGAAAAUACUCUAACAACUAAAAAAGAGUCGGAUUUAAAAAUAAUAAUGACAAUUAAAAUACUCAUCACUAGUGAAACAUCCUGCAGUCAAAAUGUUUAGGGGAAAAAAAAUUAUCAGCAAAAUAUAUUUUUGAUAUCAGCAGUAAAUAUUACAAAAGCUGAAGGCCACAAUUAAAAUAAAAAUACUGAAAAUGCUUUAAUAACCAUGUAUGAAGGUAAAUGAUUAAAAACAACAUCACUUUAUGAACUGCAUCAUUAAAAACCCGGAGAAAAUGAACUAAUCUUAUUAUCCAAUAUUUAAGACUAUCUCUUCUCAUAUCAGGAUAUCGAUAUUAAAUAACAAUUAAAUUCAGUAUAUUAAAAAUUAAAUAAUAAAUGCAAAUAAAUACAUAAAAAAUCAUGAAAUUACUAGUCGCAUUGAAAAACUUACUGUUGAUAUUAAAAAUAUAUUUUGCUGAUACUUUUUGUAUAUUUUAUAUGUAGGAAUUUUGGUAAAUAAAUCUUAUAAUAAUAAGAUUAAAAACCAAAACAGAUGCACAUAAAUAAAAUAAUAAACUGACAAUAAAACCAUCUGUACAAUAUAUGUGUUCUCAAAAUGAAAAAAAAUUAAUUUUUGUGAAAACAUUUCAUUUACGGCUCCUUUCAUAACAGUACAUUAAUAUGUAUAUUAUAUAUAUUAUAAAUAAAUAUAAUAUUAGAGUAUAGCUGGUGAUCUGGGGAAAAUUAGAUAUCACAAUAUUUUUGACAAAAUAUCUCAAUAAUUGUAAAAUUUUAUGGUUUCGACUUUCAGAAAAUAGAGAUUUUUUGAUAAGUAAUCAUCAGUAAUUAAGUAAUGGCUAAAAUAUUAAAACAGAACAUCACCAAUGUCCCGUUUCAUUCAAUCAUAUAAUUUAUAAUCUGACCAAGUUUUUAAUAAGACAAUCUGAGUUUAAAAACUUGCAUAAAAAUGUUUAAUCACAUUUGUUUUACCUACAACAAAACAUUUUCUGGAACCUUUUAAAUUUGAACCUUUUUUUAUUUAAUUGCAUAAUAAGUUUUCCCCAAAUCUGUUAUUUUAUUUAUUGAGGAUAUUUUAAUACAUAUUUUUUUAUUCACAUUAAUGAAAAAUAUAAAUACAAAUUCAAGUAUUUCUGCACUUUUGAGGCUGUUCAUGUUUGAUUUAAUUUACUAAUUUUUAUUUAUCUUAAUAUUUGUCUCACAUUAAUCUGUGAAUAUUCUUCAGAAUAUUCACAGUGUUCCUGCAUUAUAACCCUGUUCUGUUAGAAAUAUGUCAGAGCCAUAAAUUGUUUUUAAAAUUACAAUAUCUUUUAUUGGACAAUAUAUCAGCUAAAAAAAAUAGUUAUUGUGACAGGCCGACCCAUAAACUCAAAAAAGCAGCCAAAAUAAUUAAAAAAAUUUAAAUUAAAAUGUGAGAACUUUUCCUGGAGAAUUUAACAUAUUAAAACAGUUCCACGUGUUUGAUGUGAUUCUUUGUUGUGUAAAAAAAAAACCAAACAUUUGUCGUGACGCAGAAAUCAGAUGGUAAACAUCCUGCUGAGACUCUAAAGCAUUUUGUUUGUUUGAUUGUUUGUUUGUUUGUUUGUUUCUCGGCAGCUACUCCGCCGUCAUCGUAUUUAUUUAUGUAUUUAUUCUAUUGAGACUUCAGCUGCAGGAGGAAACACAAUGAUUAUUAUUUAUUGACAGUUUUUUAUCUCUCUGAUCGUCAGUAUUUGAUCUUAUUUUGUAAUAAUGUGAAAUGUUUUUUUUAGACAAAAUAAAUGUUCAGUGAAACUGUCGUGCCUCAGAAACGUCUUUUCUCUUUCUCUCAUUAAA
Centropristis striata (black sea bass) is the source of this 3206-nucleotide messenger RNA. Its product is annotated as zinc finger protein 263-like. The record is from RefSeq and is a predicted model, not a curated record. Gene Ontology annotation, molecular function: RNA polymerase II cis-regulatory region sequence-specific DNA binding; DNA-binding transcription factor activity. Lineage: Eukaryota; Metazoa; Chordata; Actinopteri; Perciformes; Serranidae. The coding region runs from base 1 to 1224 and encodes 407 amino acids. Gene Ontology annotation, biological process: regulation of transcription by RNA polymerase II. The transcript is spliced from 2 exons.